CGCACCCCGGGCGGGGACGUCCGCCGGGCACGGGAGGGCGUCACGAUGCCGGUCAAUAAGUCCGAGAAGCCAGAAAGCUGCGACAACGUGAAGGUGGUCGUUCGGUGUCGGCCCCUCAACGAGAGGGAGAAGUCCAUGUGCUACCGGCAGGCCGUCAGCGUGGACGAGAUGCGGGGGACCAUCACCGUGCACAAGACCGACUCUUCCAACGAGCCUCCCAAGACCUUUACUUUUGAUACCGUCUUUGGGCCAGAAAGCAAACAGCUUGAUGUGUAUAACUUAACUGCAAGACCUAUUAUCGAUUCUGUCCUUGAAGGCUACAAUGGUACGAUUUUUGCAUACGGUCAAACUGGAACAGGUAAAACUUUCACCAUGGAAGGUGUUCGCGCUGUUCCUGAGCUUAGAGGAAUCAUUCCCAAUUCAUUUGCACACAUAUUCGGUCAUAUUGCAAAGGCAGAGGGUGACACAAGAUUUUUGGUUAGAGUUUCAUAUUUAGAAAUAUAUAAUGAAGAAGUUCGUGACCUUUUGGGCAAAGAUCAGACACAGAGGUUAGAGGUUAAAGAAAGACCUGAUGUGGGAGUUUACAUCAAGGAUUUGUCAGCUUAUGUUGUGAACAAUGCUGAUGAUAUGGAUAGGAUUAUGACUCUAGGCCACAAAAAUCGUUCUGUUGGAGCAACUAAUAUGAAUGAACAUAGUUCCCGUUCCCAUGCCAUCUUUACGAUUACUAUAGAAUGCAGUGAGAAAGGUGUUGAUGGUAACAUGCAUGUCAGGAUGGGGAAGCUCCAUCUGGUAGAUCUUGCUGGUUCAGAAAGACAAGCAAAAACUGGAGCUACUGGGCAGCGCCUCAAGGAAGCUACAAAAAUCAAUCUUUCUCUUUCUACUCUUGGAAAUGUAAUUUCUGCUUUGGUCGAUGGAAAAAGCACACAUGUGCCUUAUCGCAAUUCUAAAUUGACUCGGCUUCUUCAAGACUCUUUAGGAGGAAAUUCAAAAACCAUGAUGUGUGCAAAUAUUGGGCCAGCAGAUUAUAAUUAUGAUGAAACUAUUAGUACCUUACGUUAUGCCAACCGUGCUAAAAAUAUCAAAAAUAAAGCUAGAAUUAAUGAAGAUCCAAAGGAUGCUUUGCUUCGUCAGUUUCAGAAAGAAAUAGAAGAAUUAAAGAAAAAGCUUGAAGAAGGGGAAGAAAUAUCGGGCUCGGAUGUCAGUGGGUCAGGAGAGGAUGAUGAUGAAGAAGGUGAGAUUGGAGAAGAUGGAGAGAAAAGGAAAAAAAGAAGGGGCAGUAGCAGCAGCAGUAGUUCAGACUCCACAUGUUCUGUCAUAGAGAAACCUCUGGAUAAGUUCUUGCCCAAUCAAGCAGGUAAAAAGAAAGUUUCCCCAGAUAAGAUGGUUGAAAUGCAAGCAAAAAUCGAUGAGGAGAGAAAAGCACUUGAAACAAAGCUUGAUAUGGAAGAAGAAGAAAGAAACAAAGCUAGAGCUGAAUUAGAGAAACGGGAGAAAGAUCUUCUUAAAGCCCAACAAGAGCAUCAAUCUUUGCUGGAAAAAUUGUCUGCACUGGAAAAAAAGGUCAUUGUUGGUGGUGUUGAUUUGUUGGCUAAAGCUGAGGAGCAAGAAAAACUUCUUGAAGAAUCUAACAUGGAAUUGGAAGAAAGAAGGAAAAGAGCAGAGCAGCUUCGCAAAGAACUUGAGGAAAAAGAACAAGAACGCUUGGAUAUUGAAGAAAAAUAUACCAGUUUGCAAGAAGAAGCACAGGGAAAGACCAAGAAGUUAAAGAAAGUGUGGACAAUGCUAAUGGCUGCAAAGUCAGAGAUGGCGGAUCUCCAGCAAGAACAUCAGAGGGAAAUUGAAGGCCUAUUGGAGAAUAUUCGACAACUUAGCCGAGAGCUUCGACUUCAGAUGCUUAUUAUUGAUAAUUUUAUACCUCAGGAUUAUCAGGAAAUGAUUGAAAAUUAUGUCCAUUGGAAUGAAGACAUCGGAGAAUGGCAGCUGAAAUGUGUCGCCUACACAGGAAAUAACAUGAGGAAGCAAACUCCAGUACCUGACAAAAAGGAGAAAGAUCCCUUUGAAGUGGACCUUUCCCAUGUGUACCUUGCCUAUACUGAGGAGAGCCUGCGUCAGUCCUUGAUGAAAUUAGAAAGGCCACGGACGUCAAAGGGCAAAGCAAGGCCGAAGACGGGGAGGAGAAAGCGUUCUUCAAAGCCUGAAACUGUGAUUGAUUCUUUGCUACAGUAAAUAUUAUAGAGUUAAAAUCACAAUAAAAACUAAUGAUAUUCUCAUGGCUGGACAAAAUCUUUAAUUAAA
This is a messenger RNA of Ochotona curzoniae (black-lipped pika), 2295 nucleotides long. It is a transcript of the gene KIF3A, whose product is annotated as kinesin family member 3A. Gene Ontology annotation, molecular function: ATP binding; microtubule binding; microtubule motor activity. The transcript is spliced from 19 exons. Bases 46 to 2226 code for a protein of 726 amino acids. The record is from RefSeq and is a predicted model, not a curated record. NCBI's taxonomy places the organism in Eukaryota, Metazoa, Chordata, Mammalia, Lagomorpha, Ochotonidae. Gene Ontology annotation, biological process: microtubule-based movement.